Molecule: messenger RNA, 4346 nt
Organism: Daldinia caldariorum
Lineage: Eukaryota; Fungi; Ascomycota; Sordariomycetes; Xylariales; Hypoxylaceae
Exons: 2
Coding region: 665-3664 (999 amino acids)
Source: RefSeq, a predicted model, not a curated record
AAGCUGACUGGGCUAACUACUUGGCCUUGAUGGUAAUUAUUUGGGUUCUCCCACUUCAUCCAAAUACCUUUCUGUAUCGUCUACUUUGGGGAUUCUUCACCCACCCUUGCACCUUUUAACACCGUCGAGUCAUAAUUAUUACUUGUUUCACUGCAUCUUACUUACAUAUCAAGCAUAUCAAGUUACGUACCUUGUUGCAUCCCAUUCUCCACAGCUAUCACAACCCGCAUUUUACACCUUGACUCCAUUCGCAUAGUACCAUCUCCCAUAUCUCCCCCACCAUCAGCUUCGGACCAAUCCCAUCUGGACGCCUCACUUCUGAAUUUCUUAAUCUCCCUUCGCCGAGCUCGAUUUUCUUUCGCAUUGCUCUUCGGUAUUACGCGCGUUCUCAUCUGUUGCCUUGUGUACAUAAAUUACGACUUCUCCUCCGUCGCCGUAGCCUGUUCUUUUCCUCCCCCCUUUCCUCUUUUCCCUUACGUGCCAUGUACUAGAUAUUUCGGAUCGCGACCCAGCCGCGUCCGGUAGGGUCGCCUAGGAUUCCGACUUCUCCCAUCGCUCUCUGCUGUCGAGGAUAAAUACCGAACUAUCCCCCCUCAUCAAUUCCUCUGUCGCUUCAUCUUCUUUUCCUUCCUUCGAUGCCCCGUACCGAGGAGCGCUCAACCCAAUGGCAGGAUCCAUCCCCGACCUCUCAUUGCCAAAUAGCCCUUUCUUUAAUAUUUACAGUGAUGCACCUGUGAUCUCUAAUCCCCCAACUCUUCCUGGCGGACCAUGCAAUUUCGUGGAUUUAACACACGGCGCCCAGGGACCUAAGUGCGGAUGUCGUCGCUUCUGGAGUCGCGGUGCUUUCUCGCCCAGGACGAGCAGAGGAAGUUCUGCAGGAAUCUCCCCAGGAUAUGCUACUGGAUACCCAAAUGGACAUAUCGCAUCGGAUGAAUCUGCUUGGUGCAUGUGUUCCCAUCAUGCCUGUUUUCAUGAUGAUAUCCGCAACAGCCAGCCUCCUGUCGCAAUGGCAUCUAAUAGCACUGACGUCGUGGAUAAUGGCCAGGAGAAUGAGCGGCCCAGGACCAGUAGGGAGCCCCUCACACCAGUACCACCGGAUCUUUCUUUUAAGCUGCCGGCGCCGACGGAUCCAGGCAUAGAAUUUUAUACGUUGAAUGAAUUCCCCUUUUCAAACCUUGCGGAGCAGGAGAAUGCGCUCCAAAAUCAGGUCGCGGCUCCCAUGCCACCACCCUCUAUUCCCGAUACUUUAAGCUGGGCCAACCUAAUUCAAUCCGAGCCGGACGAAGGAAGCCAACUCCCCCCAAUCCCAAGCCAGUGCCUAAUCUCUUCGCAGCCGAGCUCUACGACGUCGUCUGCUAGAGCGGGAUACCUACGGCCGUUUGCCGGGAAAGGGCUAGGAACACUAAGUGGUGUUAGAUCCAAAUUAUGCGAACCUCCUCUAGAACACGAGGAAGAAGCGAACCCACAGGAGGAGACAACCGUUGCGCUCAGCGUGGAUCAAUCCGUGGAUGAUGGACAGACUGUUACAAACACUCCCAGGUCUUGUAGGAACGGGGAUAUAGCCGAGAGGCAGAGCUUAUCUCCUCCUGGAUUCAACCGACAGGCAAUCAGACAACUAUCCGACGCCGUUCAAGGGCACGAACAGCGAUUGGACCGACUCGAAAAUCCGUCCGUCUCAGCCGUUGGUCAUGACGGCUGUGAUGAGAGGCACGAUCAGAGCGACCUGAGGAUAACUGAGCUCGAGUCGCGCGUGGAAGAAGUUGAGAAGUUGAUUAACGAUAGCACCCAGGUUUCUGACUCGCGUGCCCGGCGCCUAAACGUUAACGAGUCUAUGGCGAGCGUAGCAUCCGUCUCAACUGUCGGAAGCGAGUACGUGGUGAGCCGUGCAGAGCUUUAUAGCCAGCUCCAGGCCUUGAAGUCUCAGUUAAAUCAAUUACAAGGCCUGUCGUCCUUCCCGUCGUACACCUGCCCGUGGGAGGUUGAAGUCGUCUUUUUGCCUUUCGCUUUGAAGGGUGUAUGGAUGAAGUUCCACGACUACGUGAGCCAACGCCCUUCAGGCGGUAGCGUUGAACCUGAUCAGUGGACGCAGCUGCCUAAUAGCUCGUCUAUUUUAGAGUCUCAGUCUGCCGAAUUUAUUGACUGGGUCGGGCCCGAGCUUGAGUCAGAGUGGCUGCUUGCCCGGGCCUGUGCGCCCAACCGCGUCAUUGAACAGCGGCUUAAGAGUCGGGGUCUCGUUAAGAAGGUGACUAUUCGUGGUUCGGAUGCACGAAGUGUCCAUCAAGCUCUAUGCGAUGCCUUUGGAACUCUGUUCCGUACCUUCUCCCGCAUGCAAGCAAAUGUUCAUCAUGGCUCGAUUCAACACUACCGCGUGACCAAAUUCCUUGGUCUCCAAUCUCCAUGGGUGCCUUUGCGCAAGAUACACAAGGAUUCGAGACUGCGAUUUUUAUCACCCCCCGAGAUGGUUACGCCGGUGACAUGGGACGUCCCAUUUCUACGCUCAAGCGUAGUCAUGAAGGCGACCGGUAUCCAACGUCUCUACAUUACCCAUCCCGAGGCGUACCUUCAGAAUCAAGAUGCGUACGAUAAUGGGUGGAGCUGGCAGCGACUGCGAGAACUAAGCCGUGUUUAUGGGGACUCUCAGAAUAGUGAAGAAGUUCCCGAGGCAGAUGCUAUGGAAGAUUGCUGGGCGUGGAAUGACAAUCUCGACGAGCAUCCCGCAAGCAUCCAUACGUCUCAGUCUACUAGUCUCCGACAGGCAGCGCAGCACAAUUGGCAUAGGAUGUCUAUGUCGCCCGGCCCUGGUCUCCUCACGGGGACUUCCCGCCCGUCUCCUUCUCUUGGGACUAGCCGUUCCAUUUCUCGCUUUAAAUCUCCGGUAAUGCUCAGAGAACGCAAAGCCUCUAGGCCGCCUCAUGUUCGCAUGAAUUCUAUGCCACCAACGGCACCAAGUUUAGAAUCGCCUUCUCAAGCGAAACGGCGAGUAACAUCAUAUAUCCACCAGUACGAGCGUCGUCCGUCGCCGCAAAUCAUACGAGCAGUUCCUACGACGGGACAUGUCGCAUCGCUCGUAAAACGUCGUAAUACUCAUUCGCCAUCAAUUCGCCGGCGCAACACGCCACGCUACAGUACAUCAUCGCCCAGCCCCGCACCUGAAGGGUUUAUUCCCCGCAAUUCGACACCAUUCUAUGCCACACCAUAUAGCAACGCUCCAGGUUUCGAAGCACGAGCCGGCCGUAGCGCAGUCAUUGUCGACGAAGGGGGCGAUACGGGGGACAGCGGUAGCGAGACUGAACCUAAUGAUAACGAAGACUACAUGGACGAGGACGACGAGGACGAGGACGAUUCGGAUGAUAGUCCCAUGGUCGACUUUUCACAUCAAGAAGUCUCCAAGGAAUCCUGGCAGGACGGGCAAUUGCACGGCGGCCCGGAAGACGAGCCGUGGCCGGGCAUAGAGGAUGCGGAAAACCACAAUCUUGAGCCUCACAUUGGCAUCCAUGUGGACGAUGACGCCAUGAGCGACAUGGACGAUUUCGACAAGAACGAGGACGACAACCUGAGCCAGGCGUCUAGCGUCCCAAGCGAGUACCCCAGCAACCAGCCUGCUUUGAUGGAUGCCGAAGAGGGAUUUAGGGUUUAUGAAGACGGUAACGUAGCCGGGAAGUAAAGCGUUUGAUUUACGUUCAAAUUUUGAAGAUUGUUGUUAUUUGCUGCAUUUAGAUUUCAUACAUCUCGGUUACGGCGUAUCGUGCAUGAUACACGAUUUGCGAGGGAUUUAUGUUAACGAAUAUAGCGGCAUUAGGGGGGCAUGGCGUUUUGGAGGGGUAGGUAUGUGGUAUGUAAUACUACUGCUACUUACUACUUGGCGAAUUCUCUAGCGGAUGUUUGUCUUACAGUGCGAGCGAUGUUUUUCCAUCUGGCCUUCGAGCCUGGGUUCAUUUUAUUGUUCCCCUCUCAAAGAUAUCUACCUACUUUGGUUACGUUGUUGUUUCUCGUGAUGGGCUAUUGAUACGAUGGAUGGAUGGGCGGAUGGGUGGAAAGAUGGGAUAAGGUAAAGCGGAGAUGAGGCGUUGGAUUGGGAGGUAGUUUAGGUUAGGUAGGUAGUAAUGGCAAAAUCAUAUCUCUUUGUCUCGUCCUGUUUGAUUGCUUUGAAUCGCACACCCUCACAUUUGGCUUUUGUAUGAGACGGCAAGAGAAUGCAAACCUUGUCAUAUAAAGAGAUGUGUUCUGUAGAUACGUAGGUGUAAUGGCGUAAAGGUACUUGCUUAUUAAAUGGGUUUAAAUGCUCUUUUUAGUAGCUACAGUGUUCUAUAUUGGCUUCAUUACGGGUAUUUGUAAUAUUGCAUUGG